GUAGAUCAUCAUUGACACCAAUCUACAUCGGAAACAUCGGGGGAAACGGUUUCCCCCCCUUGGAAGGUAAACCCCCUUCCCGACCUCAAAUAGCGUAAUUUAUAUAUGAGCCUGCAGCGAGGGUUAAUUGGAACGCAGCUCUAAUUCCUAAACAUAACGCGUUAUGUCAGCUUGACUUUGACAGUUCCAAAGUGGCUUUAUAAAUAUUUUGAUCAAGGUUGUUGUAGUUUAAAAAAUCUUAAAAUUAUAUAAAAAACCUUAAUUUAUACAUUUGUGCUUCGAUAAAAUGUGUGAAAUUGAAGCAUGUCGUAUAUGCUUGAGAAGUGGUAUAAAAUUAUACAGAAUGGAAGUGUUUAAUCUUAGCGAAUAUUAUGAGGAACUUAUUGGGCACUUGAUUGGUGUCAAUGAUGAUCUACCAUGCUGUUUCUGCUAUGAAUGUUCUGCAAUGCUCCACAAGUUCCAUAAAUUCAAAGAAAAAUGUAACUAUACAUAUAAAACUCUAAGAACACUGCUUCGCAAAGGAAAAUUAACAUAUAAAUCUAUCAAUAAUGUUAUUAAUAAAAAUGAUUACAUAUUGAAAUAUGGUAAUUUAGAAAUAUUGACUUUAAGUAAAAGAAUUAAAACUUACACAACAGAACAUGCUACAAUAGAUGUAGAUGUAAAAGAAAAUAACAUCAGUGCAGAUAAAUUUGAAACUCUUGACUGCUACAAUGAUUACCAAUCUGAUUAUGAAGAAUCAUGUAAAGACCCUACAAUUGAUCCAGUAUCUGAAGAAUUGGAGAUUAAAGAUGAUACAUUUUCUAAAAUAGAAAUUGUCAACACAUUUAAAAUAGAUGAAUCUGUUUUUGUGGAUUCAUCUAAAGAAGAAAUCAAACCAAAGCCUCGACAUACACUUAAAAGAAAUUUACGAUUGAAAAAAGGGAAUGUUUUCACAGAUGAUGAAAAAGAAUACAGACAACAUAAAUCGAAAAGAAAAUCAAAAGUUGUUCCUUCUGAAACAAAAAAGUACAAGUUUAAAUCGAAAAAUGGGAAUUUAAAAGCAUUAGCAUUUUUAAAUUCAGGUUUUUGGAAAAAAACUAAUCUCAGUGAGGAGGAAGCAUUGAAAGAUUUUAAGGAUCGAUCCCAGGAUAGAAAGUAUCUGAAGGCAGCUUAUAAAUGUGAAGAUUGCUAUAGGGGAUUCUCUCAAAAAAGUAUGUUGGACAGGCACAUACCCCUGAGACAUGGAGAGGCAGCAGGCUCCCUGUCAUGUCGAUUCUGCAAAAUGAGAUUCAAAGCUGCCCACUACUUGAAUAAACAUAUGAGACAGCACUUUACCAAGUAUGAAUGUUUAAGAUGUAAUCUCGUCUGCAACUUGGAAAAUUCUGCUUUGUUCCAUGAAGAGUAUCACAAUGGUGUAAUCAGAAAAUGUACACACUGUGACAAAGAAUUUAGACACUUGUCCACGUUCUACACACACUUGAGGACGCAUCGAAGCAAGCACAUGUGUUCCCUUUGCGGAGAGUCUUUUGUCAGCCAACUUGGCUUAAGGUUACACAAGAAAGUAAAGCAUGCCGUUGAAACCGAAAAUCAAGAAUCUCCCAUUAAGGAGAGCACAAAUUGCGAUAUAUGUCAAAUAAAAUUUGAUACUGCAGAGGCGUACGAUAAACAUUUACUGCACUCAGCCAUGCAUACGGAUGAAAAUAAACUGAUAGACGAAAACGUGGCAAAGGAUUUCCUCGAUGACGUAGAUGAAAAAGAAGAAUAUGAUCAGAAAUCGGAACCUUUAAUUAAGAGGAAAUCUAGAGUUGAAAAAACUUUAUCAGCCGUUAGGAAAUACUUGCCCAGGAAGACGACUGCAAAGAAACCAACUACAUGUCAUCAGUGCGGCAAACAUUUCGAGACGCAAUCUGCCUGCAUGAAACAUCAUUUGGCCGAACAUCCCCGCACUUCGUUCUUCUCAGCAAAGGAGAGGAUCAUCUGUGAGGUUUGCGGCGCAUCCCUUGCGCCCGGCAGCGUGGCAGCUCACCUCAACCAACACACCCGCCGCAAGAUGUACACGUGCGACACUUGCGGUCGAUCCUUCACGACCAGCACCAUGCUAAGGAACCAUAUGGUGACGCAUACUGGGGAGAAGAGAUACGGCUGCAGCCUUUGCGACAAACGAUUCACACAAAACGGCAGCCUCAGUCUUCAUUACAGGACCUUCCAUCUUAAGCAACCUUAUCCUAAGAGGAACAGAAGAAAAAAUUCCGAUAAACCUGAAGGUGGUACAUUUAUUAGGAAAGAAGAUCAACAGGGCGAGUUUAUACAAUAUUAAGAGCCUGACUGAUUUUGUAAUAUUUUAGACUUUAGACGUUUUCACAUUUAUUAUGCCAGCUCUUCACGUUGCUAUUACCAUUUGCUAUUUUUCAGUUUUAAGCAGGUUGUUCUCAUCAUAUUCUAUACAGAAUGAAUUGGAGAGAUUUUUGUCAAGUUUACAAAUGGCAAACAUGAAUAGCCAUAUAAUUCCAUCACAUCACUUGCCUAUUCAUGUUUGCUAUUUGUAAACUAGACAACUUGACAUUCGUCUGUAUAUUUCAUUCUUUAAAAAUCAUCAUAAAGUCAGAAUUGUCAAGUUAACAAAUACUAGUAGCUAAGCGAAGUGUCGGCAUUACAGUGCGGCCAACGAAAGAAUGCGACUUGACAGGUCGUGUCAGUUCCUUAUGGCGGCAAGUUAGAGUCUAUUUUCGGUCCCCUUUUUUUAUAAGAUCGAAGGUGUACCUACUUUAGGCAUUGACUGAUUGUAAUCUCAUUGUAUGAAUUUGAUUUUUGUCAAAAUUCUAUUUCGUAAUAUGCAUUUUUUCAAAAUUUUAUUUGCCGUAGAGUGAUGCACACUUCGUGUAGUUACUUAUUAUUAAAAUGCUAAAAAUAUUUUAAUUUUCCAUAAAAACUAGUUUUCAUGUUUUUUUAUUGAUUAACCGAUUUCUCGCUAAUUAAGAAUUUAACGCACGAUAUGCUUAAUUUUGUAGUGUGAACAGAAUGAGCUACUAAAAAUUAAAUGUUUUUAAUCAUUCAAAACAAGUAUUUUAGUGGCGUUAUAAUAAAGUAGUGGAUCACUAUAUAAAUAGCUCGGUGAUUAUCACUUCUAUUUGUCAAAAGCAGUUAGCGAAUAGGCCUACAGUACCACGAACCAAUAUAGAAUUUGAAUAGUUUGCGAGUCCGAAAUGUCAUUGUCAAAUUUUGUAUGAAAACUUGAACAGCAGCGCCACAACUAGUGUUGCCAGGUCCGAUUUGUUUUAAAUCGGUACAUGAGGUUUAAAAAAAUCGGGAUUUAGGGUUGCGGAUCGGGACAGUAAACAAAAAAUAAGGGGUUUUUAAGUCUGUGUUUAAUUUAUCGCGUUUUAAACUACUAGCGCAAGUAC
Chilo suppressalis (striped riceborer) is the source of this 3380-nucleotide messenger RNA. The record is from the annotation of a GenBank genome assembly. NCBI's taxonomy places the organism in Eukaryota, Metazoa, Arthropoda, Insecta, Lepidoptera, Crambidae.